GCAUCCUCAACAACGAUGAGGGGUAGAAACCAGAGUGCAGAGAAGAAAGCAGUUGAUUCAGAUCAGAGAUGUCAAAAGAGGGAGAGGUAGUUUGUGUAACGGGGGGAAGUGGCUGUAUCGGCUCUUGGCUUGUUCAUCUCCUUCUUAACCGUGGUUACUCCGUUCACGCCACAGUCAAAGAUCUCAAGAAUGAGAAAGAAACGAAGCAUUUACAGGAACUAGAGGGAGCAGACACGCGUCUCCGUCUCUUCCAGAUUGAUCUCCUCAACUACGACACCGUUUUUGCCGCAAUCGACGGUUGUGCAGGCGUCUUCCACCUUGCUUCUCCCUGCAUCGUCGAUCAAGUACGGGAUCCUCAGAAGGAACUACUAGAUCCGGCUAUUAAAGGAACUAUUAAUGUACUCACGGCAGCGAAGAAAGUUGGUGUUAGUCGCGUCGUGGUGACUUCAUCGAUAUCCGCCAUAACGCCGAGCCCCAGCUGGCCAGCUGAUAAGGUCAAGGCCGAGGAUUGUUGGACUGAUGUUGAGUACUGCAAGCAAAAUGGAUUAUGGUACCCACUUUCUAAAACUCUAGCUGAGAAGGCAGCUUGGGAUUUUGCCAAGGAGACGGGCUUGGAUGUUGUGGUGGUGAAUCCUGGUACUGUGAUGGGCCAAGUUAUUCCCCCAACACUCAAUGCAAGCAUGUUGAUGCUUUUACGACUUCUCGAGGGCUGCACUGAAACAUAUCAGGACUUUUUCAUGGGAUCUGUGCACUUUAAAGAUGUUGCCUUGGCACACAUUUUGGUAUAUGAGAACCCAUCAGCAAAUGGAAGGCACUUGUGUGUUGAAGCUAUUUCUCAUUAUGGUGACUUUCUGGCCAAAGUUGCCGAACUCUACCCUGGAUAUAAAGUGCCCAGAUUGCCCAAGGAUACUCAACCUGGACUUUUGAGGAGCAAGACUGGAGCUAAGAAACUGAUGGAUUUGGGUUUACAAUUUAUUACCAUGGAGCAAAUGAUUAAGGAUGGUGUUGAGAGCUUGAGGAGCAAAGGAUUUAUUUCUUGAAGUAUCGGUGUCAGGCUCAGUAGCUCAGCUCUUCACUUCCCCGUUAAUUUAUAGAUUGACUAGAGGUAAGAAGCUUGUUAGAGUUCACAACCUUUGGUAGUUUGAGAAGUUUUUAUCUCAUUACGUGCAGGUCAUAGUUGUAGGUUGUAGUCCUGUAGAAGCAGUGAAACAACAGUGGUGGUGCUGUAACCUACUUAGUCCGGUCUUCCUGGAAGUGCAAGGAUUUGUAUCUUUAAAAAUUCUGGAUAGAAGUAACCCUUCUCUGACCAUUUAUCUUGUCUGUAAAUUUCAAAAUGCUGAUAAGAGUCUUGAAGCUGCUGGAUCCAUGAGAAAUUUUUCAAUUGCCUUCUUACUCAGGUAAGAAAAGGCCAAUGAAUCUGACAUCUAUGGUUUACUUGUGAUAA
This is a messenger RNA of Carica papaya (papaya), 1444 nucleotides long. RefSeq names its product NAD(P)-binding Rossmann-fold superfamily protein. The record is from RefSeq and is a predicted model, not a curated record. Gene Ontology annotation, molecular function: oxidoreductase activity, acting on the CH-OH group of donors, NAD or NADP as acceptor. Lineage: Eukaryota; Viridiplantae; Streptophyta; Magnoliopsida; Brassicales; Caricaceae.